GGUAAUAUUUCCUAUAGAUUUAACACUUUUCAGACAAGAUGCGUGCUUUACUUCUAUUUCUCUUGGUUGGUGUCGCCACGUCCGAGCUGUCACCGUUGUUAGAAAACGCCGAACCUAUCCCGGGAAAGUAUAUCAUCCGACUUAAGGAUGGGAUAGAUGUUGAUGAAAUGACCACCGCUGUUCGUCACUUUGGAGGGAAAAUAGGCCUUAUCUUCCGUAAAGCUCUCAAUGGAUUCGCGGCCGAACUCGCCGAUGACGUCCUCAACAUAGUGCGAAGCCUCCCUGUCGUCGAGUAUGUUGAACAAGAAGGUGUCUAUCGUACUAAGGGCGUCACAUGGGGGCUAGACCGUAUCGACCAAACCUAUCUACCACUCGAUGGGAAAUACGAGCCAUUUGGUACUGGUAAAGGUUAUCUGGUUUGGGUGAUUGAUACUGGUGUUAGGGAAACACAUACUGAAUUCGAAGGACGAGCAUGGCAGGUUGCAAAUUAUGCUGACAAUAUCGACACGGACUGCGACGGACACGGAACACACUGUGCUGGGACAGUUGGCUCUAAGAAUUACGGAGUUGCUUCAGAAGUCUACAUCUAUGGCAUCAAGGUUUUUGACUGCAACGGGAAUGGGGCCACAAGCUAUAUCCUAAAGGGUAUAGAUGACAUCAUAGAUUACGUUGACUACUAUGAUGACAAAUACUCAAUUGCAUCGAUGUCCCUUGGUGGAGGAAGGUCGAGAACACUUGAUGAUGCAGUUGAAGAAAUGAUUGCCCAUGGAGUACCUACUGCUGUAGCGGCAGGUAACGAUGAAGACUACGCUUGUAACUACUCUCCAGCAGCCACACCAUCUGCCAUAACUGUUGGCGCCACGGACUGGAAUGAUUUACGUGCAGAGUUCUCAAACUGGGGGGAUUGCGUAGACCUGUACGCUCCUGGAUUAUACAUAACAUCACUCGGGAUCACAUCAGACCGAGCCCUUGCUGACAAGAGCGGGACUUCCAUGGCUUGUCCUCAUGUUGCUGGUGCUAUUGCCCUCUACGGCAAGAACACGGAUAAUAUGUUGAAGUACACCAACAAGGACAAACUUGGCUGGUUGUCUUCAUCGUGCCCCAAUAAGCUUCUUUACGUGUAG
This is a messenger RNA of Lytechinus pictus (painted urchin), 1124 nucleotides long. RefSeq names its product aqualysin-1-like. Gene Ontology annotation, molecular function: serine-type endopeptidase activity. The transcript is spliced from 8 exons. The coding region runs from base 39 to 1124 and encodes 361 amino acids. The record is from RefSeq and is a predicted model, not a curated record. Lineage: Eukaryota; Metazoa; Echinodermata; Echinoidea; Temnopleuroida; Toxopneustidae. Gene Ontology annotation, biological process: proteolysis.